ACACGUUAUCCAAAUAGGCUCCAAUUGAGAAGUCCAAUUAGGGUUUUUGGUUUUCGAAGCCCAUCACUAAUCAUCCUCUCUUCGCUUCUCCCUCCACGAGGAAUUCUUGAAACUUAACGGAAAUCCUAAAACCCUAAACCCUGUGUUGCGCGAUUCCGCUCCGAUUUUAGGCGCUAUUCUAGGGCUAGGUCUUGCUAUGUAAGAAGUUAAUUUUCUUGAGAUGUACCCCAUGGAUAUGUCUAAUAAUCAAAGUGAUUCAGCAAAUUCAGAUGUCCAGCCAAACAAGCGCAGAAGGAAGAAAUCCUCAGUCUGGGAGUACUUCACUAUUGUAACUAUUAGUGCAGAUUGCAGGAAGGCCUGUUGUAAAUUAUGCAACAGAUCAUUUGCUUACAUGUCGGGCUCGAAGAUGUCAGGCACAAGUCACUUGAAACGACAUAUUGAUUUGAGGAUCUGUCCUGUCAAACGACACAAUGAUCAGGCGAACAAUCUAUUGAAUCCUUGCACAACAGUUCCAAAAACAGACAUUUUUGCAAAUGGAACUGACAAAAAGAGAAAGCCACGUCAAGCAAAAACAGUGGCAAGUACAUAUUUGAAUGUGGAUGAUUGCAGGCAUGAACUAGCAAAAAUGAUAAUUCAGCACGGCUAUCCACUUCACAUGGUAACACACCCUGGGUUUGUUUCUUUUACUCAAAUGCUUCAGCCACAAUUUGCCAUUCCUAGCAUCUCUGCCUUGGAGGAUCAAAUCAUGGAUAUUUAUCAUAGGGAGAAGCAUAUAGUUAAGGAGCUCCUCGGUCAAAUUCCAGGACAUCUUAACCUUACUGUUGAUGUAUGGACCACAAAUCAGAACUUGUCUUACGUACUUCUAACCGGACACUUCAUUGAUCAUGAUUGGAAAAUGCAUAGGAGAAUUUUGAAUGCAGUGCCAGUAGGCUUUUCUGGUUCAGAUACAGCCUUUAGGGAUGCUAUUGCUCGUUGUCUGGCUGAUUGGAGCUCUGAGAAUAAGUUAUUCACGAUCACUCUUGAUUGUUCUUACAUCGAGGGAAACAUAAGAGAAAGUCUUAAAAGCGUACAGUUGAUCAAGAAUUCGGUUAUUCUCAAUGAUCAACUGGUAGUUAAUGACUGUUUUGCUCGUCUUUUGCGAGACCUUGCUCAGGAUGCUAUGAGGUCUAUGAAAGAAACUGUUGAGAAAAUACGGUACAGUGUGAAGCAUGUUAAAACUUCAAGAACUCAUGAAGAUAGAUUCACACAAUUGAAACAGCAGCUUCAAGUGCCCGGCACAUCAAACCUUGUUAUGGAUGAUCUGAAAAAUUGGAAUUCAACCUAUGAAAUGUUGAAGGCAGCUAUUGAACUCAAGGAAGUAUUCUCUUGUUUGGAUGCUUCUGAUCCCGAUUACAAGGCGAACCUCACAAUGGAAGACUGGAGACAGGUUGAAACACUGUGCAAGUGCUUGAAAGUAUUUGCCGAUGCAGCCAGAAUACUAACUUCACCUGUGUACCCAACAGCCGACUUAUUUUUCCAUGAAGCAUGUAAGAUCCAUGUUCAACUGAUGCAUGCUGCUGUGAGCCAGGACGACUUAGUUUCUGGCCUGACAAAACCGCUACUUGAAAGAUUCUCCAAAUAUUGGUUGAGCUGCAGCAUGGUUUUAGCCAUUUCUGUUGUAAUGGAUCCCAGAUUCAAGAUGAAACUUGUUGAGUUCACCUUUAAGAAGAUAUAUGGUGAGGAUGCUGAUGCUUGGAGUAGGACGGUUGAUCAUGCCUUGCACGAACUAUAUUUCGACUAUGUUGGGUCCCUUCCCCCUCCCCCGUCCUCUGUUACAGAAGAAAGCAUUGAUCCUUUGGUGAAAUCAGAGGUCUUAUCUCAAGAUGAUGGUCUUAUUACUACAGAUUUUUCAGAUUGCGACAUAUAUAUCCCUGAAUUUUUGUUUGGACAGCACAUGAAGUCGGAAUUAGAUCAGUAUUUGGAAGAAUCGCUUUUCCCCUGUGGGCAAGAUUGGGAUGUUUUGGUUUGGUGGGAAGAAAAUAGAUCAAGGUAUCCAACUCUGGCCAAAUUGGCUGCUGAUGUUCUAUCAAUUCCACUUUCGAUUGUCACCCGAGAAGCCGUGUUUGAUACAAGAGAGAGAGUGUUGGAUAACCAUCUAACUUCAUUGAAUCCUAAGAUGCUCCAGGCCGUCGUCUGUGCAAAAGACUGGCUUCAGCAUGAGUCUUUACAAGUCCCUGCUACUCCUGUUAAGCAAGAGUUUUGGGAGGCUGCCGAAGAAUAACCAAAACAGGCUUUUAUCAUCAGAAAGAAGCAAGCGCGGAGCUUUAUUAUAAGGUGAUGAACAACUGAUCUUCAUACAUGUUAUACGAAUUAAGCUUCCAUAGUUCCAUUGAAAGCAGCUCAAAAAAGAAGCUGCUGCUGCUGCUUCAAAGGGGUCUAAAGGUUAGUCUCUCCACCUUGACAAGUUAUUAUUUUUUGUUAAUCUUUGAUACGUACAUAUCUUUAUGUGUGAUUACAUAUGUAUGAAAGAAGAAUAAAAUUACUAAAACUAAUAUGAUGUUGGAAGUGAAAGCAACUAAUUUGACUUGGUGUGAAAGCGAAAGCUUAUGAAGUAAAAGUUUUAUAAAUUAAGUGAAGCAAUCCUUAUCUUCAUAGUGGCAAUUAUUCUAAUUCUGUUGGUUUAUUAAUUUAGUCUUGAUGGUAGUUUUUGAUUCAUUGAAUAUUGCUUUGGUAGUUACUUCUAUGUUUUCCUAAGCCACAAUAUAAUAAGGUUCACAGCUUAAAAUCACAGUGCUGAACAACACAGUAUGUAAUAAUAAACAACACAAUGUAUUACUUCAAGCAACACAUUCCUUAUAUUAAUAUAGUACAAACAUAACACAUAAACUAACAGCACACUAUGUAAUCACAAACAAUACAUUGUAUUACUUCUGCAAACAUACCUCUUAUAUUAAUAUAAUACAAAUACAACAUAUUAAUUA
Andrographis paniculata is the source of this 2960-nucleotide messenger RNA. Its product is annotated as zinc finger BED domain-containing protein DAYSLEEPER-like. Gene Ontology annotation, molecular function: protein dimerization activity; DNA binding. Lineage: Eukaryota; Viridiplantae; Streptophyta; Magnoliopsida; Lamiales; Acanthaceae. The transcript has 5 exons. The record is from RefSeq and is a predicted model, not a curated record. The coding region runs from base 221 to 2260 and encodes 679 amino acids.